Angiostrongylus costaricensis is the source of this 231-nucleotide messenger RNA. Lineage: Eukaryota; Metazoa; Nematoda; Chromadorea; Rhabditida; Metastrongylidae. The record is from the annotation of a GenBank genome assembly.
AUGACCGAAAAGUCGGAACAGGGUGGGACAGCAGGCGGUACAACACAACCUGAGGGAGCCGACGACAAGGACGAAAAGAAGGAGCUUGAUGGAACUGGAGCUGGAACUACUGGUGGCGGAACUGCCGGAGGCGGUAGCACAAUGGGGGGAGCGACUGCUGGCGACGGUGGAACUACAACGGGUAGGAAUUUCUCGCCGGCAUUUCAAGGGCAGUUGCCGAUAUACCACUAA